Molecule: messenger RNA, 3279 nt
Organism: Bursaphelenchus xylophilus (pine wood nematode)
Lineage: Eukaryota; Metazoa; Nematoda; Chromadorea; Rhabditida; Aphelenchoididae
Source: the annotation of a GenBank genome assembly
AUGAGAUCGACCAGUCUGUUCUUUUUCUCAAUCAUAAUUUACCCCGUAAUUUUGGCAAAGACGGACGGUAAGUUAUGUAGAAACAUCUUUGAAUUUGGAACUUUAUCUUAGAAGAACAUCUAAAAAAGUACGAUAAAGUCCGAAUAACGGAAAAGAAUUACGAGAAAAUCAAGACCAUCCACGUUAAUUGGUACAUUACGUCGAUCAAGGCGAUUAUGGGACAGUUGGGAAAACAAUUGUACAAGGAACUCGAUCGAGGUCAGGUCUCUUUCAUUACUCCUUUUGUACAGCAAUUAUAAUAUCAUCAAAAUUUGAUCUUCAGAUGCCCAACAAAAUUUAGCUCGAUGUUUGAACAGAAUCGACGAUCGAAAAGAUUUGGAACAAAGUGCAAAAUGUUUAAUUCGAGCAAAAAAACAGCUACUAUCAACGAAACUACAAGGGGUAAACAGUAAAGAACCCGAUCUCAAGACUUCAUUUAUAACGAGUAAUAUUAAAAUGCCCUAUUUUGGAUCUCCCGAAGCAAUAACUGCCCCUAAUUUGAGGGAAAAUGAUGAUAGGGUAACAUCUUUUUUGUCAUCGUUCUUCUUUUUAUUUGUGUUAACACUUUUCUUCAGCCAGUGGCAAAAAUUUCGAGGUUCGAUUUACUCCGCCGACAAAAGUUGUUUCGACCAGUAAGAUCAAGGUUUAUGUUGCGGAAGAUCAAGGUCAGUAGAUCCAAAAGGAGCUCGAGAUUUAUCAAAUUACAAGAGCCAGCAAUACCACAAAACGAUCUGCAGGUAAAGUAUAAACUUGCAGAGUAAGAUAAAUCAUCAUUUGUAGAUUCAGAGAGUCCCAAAAUCAAAAGGUCUCAAAGAAAUGAAAGAUCGAAGUCCGGUCACCCGAAUCGCCAAUUUGAUCUCAUCAUUUGCCUCUGGCAAUUCGACAGAAGAUGCGGAAGAAAAGAAUCGGCUGAUUGAAUGGAAACAAACUUAUGAUCGUUUACUGGGGUUGAAAAAGAAGUUCGAAGAUCAGGAGAGGAAACCGGGUGCAAGUGUCUACAAUAUGAGGAUGUAUGACCUCGUUUUAGACAAGAAAACUCCAAGUGUUUCGCCUAAAGAAAGCGUAAGAACUCAAAAAUGGAAAUUAGGUUUCAAAUGUCAUCUUCCGGGAUUCUGGCUACGUUUUUGGUUGUUUAAGAACUCUUUGAGGAGAGAAAUCAGAAGGAGAGAACAACCCGCUCUAGAUUAAGCCUUAUAAACUUGCUUCCAGCUUUCGUUACACCCCCUACAACUUGGUCUGCCUCCCUAUACUAAUAGUAUUAAUUCCCGCCAAUCUCUCUGCGUGUGGCCAUAUAAGUCCUUUCCCCUUUCAGAGAUUACACCUGGCCAAAUUAAUGUUAUUCAGAGACCCCGAGGAGGCCGGUGUUAGGACUGCAUGUGUGGCUUUACAUCGCAGUAAUUUGCGGGAGGUCUAUAAAUGAAGGAUAUUAUUCAUAAAGAGAUUAUUAGAAACGGGGAGAGCACAGGAAACGACGGAGAUUAAAAAAAAUUUAGAGUAGGUGUAAAUUGAGAAAUUAAUAGAACAAAAAUUUCAAUUUUGAAUAAGUGGUAGCAACUAAAUGUAUAUUUAGAUACUGUAAUUGGUUAACAUGAGAGUUUUUAUUCACAUGUAAAAAAAUGUCUGUGGGUGGCCGCAAAAUUCAUGAUAAAUGUAAAAAUAAUUCAACUAAUAGAGAGAGGGCGUUACACUGACACAAAUUAGAGAGCAUUGGAAUUAAAGAGCCAGCAGAGAGACAGACGCUAAACCCGGUACAGGCAUACUCGAUUAUCCUUUGUAAUUUCUCUAAUCCUCGUCAAAUCUGUAUGAGCAAUCGAUGACUCUGACUGCUGUAAUGUUACACACCAAAAACAGACUGGGUGGCAUCGGAAAUUAGGGGGAAAGGGAAGAAGAUUAGUGAGGGAAAGAGAAAGUUGGUUGUGGGGAUGUAAUGAGGAAGGAAUACAUAAAUUUUAAAGGUAUUCCAUGAUCGUCUAAUUUAAGAAUGAUCCUAAAAGUUUUAGAAAUGCAUACAAGCUUACGAGAAUUUAUUACAGCGAACCCCUCAAGGUCUCCUUCAAAUGGCCAUGAGUUUAUUCAAUCAAAUAGGCGGAGAAGACAAGAAAAGUGUCCGGGAAUCCAUGAAUCUGAAUGUCCUCAGCCCAAGAUUUGCUCCAGUAAUGCCGGACAAAGCUGGUGCCACUAAUAUGGGAAUGUCUCCAUCAUUCUUGUCGUUCUAUGAAGAUGACGGAAACAAAAAUAAUAUUGCUUCAAUCCCAAAAUUAUUAAGAAUGGCUGGAAUGGAGAAAACCGAUCGUGAUGUGAUGCUAGGAGCGUUGAUGAAGGCUUCUGGCGUUAAUAAUAUCGUUGAUGAGGCGAUGGGGUUUUUGGAAAACAUCAAUUUUUUAAGUGAGCAGAAUUUGAAAGUAAAGUGAAUGUCUGUCUUUAGGUAUGAAGGACGAAGUAGUAGAUGCUACAGAAAAAAUCGCUGAGAUUUAUGAGGAAUUAGAGAGCUCGUUUAAUGAAAAACAAAAUAAACAUCUGGAAGACCACGGAUUCACGUUUUUGGAAGAUAACCAGCUGGAUCAACUGUAUUCAAGAGAUGGUGAGACAACCAUUUUUUAAUUUUUUAAAAAUUAUCUCGUAUUUUUAGAGCUUGACUUUCCAAAAGAAGCAGUUAAUUUUUCCAACUACAAGAACACCUCUACUGCCCAAAAAAUGGAAGCCUUGUGGUUGACAAUCGAGAAGAUUGCCUUCAACAACAUCACUGACCCUCCAUCUCCGGAUGCCCACUUUAGAUUCAACCGUCAUAAACGAAGCUUAGAAGUCCCUUCAGUCCUUGCUCCUGUUGUUCUGGCCCCAUAUAUGUUCGCUCCGGCCCUUGGUCUUACUGUAUUAGGCCCAGUAGUUCUUUCUCCAUCGGUCUUCUCCCCAUUGAUCUUAAAUGCCGCCGUCCUGAGUCCGUAUGUCCUCUCUCCCGGCGUGGGUAUGCCAUUCAUCUUAUCUCCUUAUCUCUUAUCUCCGUAUGUUCUCAGUCCUCUCGUGAUGGCUCCAUUUAUCCUAACUCCGUAUGUUUUGUCUCCCAAUGUUCUGAACCCUUAUGUUUUGAGUCCUCUGAUCUUGAGUCCUCUCGUCUUAUGUCCGGAUGUCCUAUCGCCUCAGGUCCUUGGUGGGGGAGUUUUGUCGCCGAGUGUGGCGUCGCCGGCCGUUCUGACGGAGAGUGCAUUGAUGGCGUCCGUUUUGUCACCGUCUUUUCUGUCGUAA